AUGAAGGCUUUAAUGUCACUGGUGGGAAGCCAGGGCAUUAUCUCAGUUAUUGAGAUCCUUAUUGCCUCUGCUGUCUUCUAUCUGACAUUAAUCGUCAUCAGAUCCUUUCGGAAGCAGAUCCCCAAGGGGCUGAAGAAGCUCCCAGGACCAAGGGGUUACCCCUUGAUAGGCAACGUGCUGGAGCUGGGGAGCAAUCCACACUUGACCUUGACUCAGAUGAGCCAGACCUACGGAGAUGUGAUGCAGAUACAGAUCGGCACCAGACCUGUGCUGGUGCUGAGUGGGUUGGACACCAUCAAACAAGCCCUGGUGAAGCAAGGGGAGGACUUCAUGGGGCGCCCUAAUCUCUACAGCUUUCGCAAUGUUGCAGAUGGCCAGAGCUUGACCUUCAGCACUGAUUCAGGGGAGGUGUGGAAAGCUCGCAGGAAGUUGGCCCAGAAUGCCCUGAAGACCUUCUCUCUCUCACUCAGCCCCAACUCUUCAUCCACCUGCCUCCUCGAGGAGCAUGUCUCCAAAGAAGCUGACUACCUAGUAAAAAAGUUUCUGCAACUGAUGGAGGAGAAGAAGAGGUUUGACCACUAUCGGUACAUGGUGGUCUCUGUGGCCAAUGUCAUCUAUGCCAUGUGCUUUGGCAAGCGUUACGACCAUGAUGACCAGGAGCUGCUCAGCAUAGUGAAUGUGAUGGAUGAAUUUGGGGAUGUGGCUGCCUCUGGCAAUGCAGCGGAUUUCAUCCCAGUGCUCCAGUAUCUCCCCAACAGCACCAUGAAGAAAUUUAUGGAAUUCAACAAAAGGUUCCUCAAGCUCCUGCAGGACGUUGUCAAAGAGCACUACGAGAGCUUUGAGAAGGACAACAUUCGAGACAUCAUGGACUCCUUGAUUGAGCAAAGUCAGGAGAAUAAAGUGGAAGCCAAUGCCAACAUUCAGCUCCCGAAGGAAAAAAUUGUCAACCUGGUCAAUGACCUCUUUGGAGCCGGUUUUGACACUGUGACAACAGCUUUGUCCUGGAGCCUUAUGUAUCUUGUGACUUAUCCAGACAUUCAGAAGAAGAUUCAGGAAGAAUUAGAUCAGAGCAUUGGCAGAGAGAGGAGACCCAGACUCUCAGACCGCCCCAUCCUCCCUUACACAGAAGCUUUCAUCUUAGAGAUGUUCAGACAUUCCUCCUUCCUGCCCUUCACCAUUCCUCACUGCACAACAAGAGACACAGUACUGAAUGGCUACUAUAUCCCGAAGGACUUCUGUGUGUUUGUCAACCAAUGGCAAGUCAAUCAUGAUGAGAAGCUUUGGAAAGAACCAUCUAAGUUUAACCCAGAGCGCUUCCUCCAUGCCGGAGGGACUGAAGUAAACAAGGCAGAUGGUGAGAAGGUGCUGAUCUUUGGCCUGGGGAAGAGGAGGUGCAUUGGUGAGACCAUUGCCAGAUGGGAGGUCUUCCUCUUCCUGACUACUCUGCUGCAGCAGCUGGAGUUCAGCGUCUCUGAUGGAAAGAAGGUGGACAUGACACCCGUGUAUGGCCUGUUAAUGAAGCACAAAAGGUGUGAGCACUUCCAGGUUAAGCAGCGCUUCCCAAUCCAGAGUUCAGAGUGA
This is a messenger RNA of Chelonoidis abingdonii (Abingdon island giant tortoise), 1581 nucleotides long. Its product is annotated as cytochrome P450 1A5-like. Gene Ontology annotation, biological process: progesterone metabolic process; hormone biosynthetic process. NCBI's taxonomy places the organism in Eukaryota, Metazoa, Chordata, Testudines, Testudinidae. The record is from RefSeq and is a predicted model, not a curated record. Gene Ontology annotation, molecular function: heme binding; oxidoreductase activity, acting on paired donors, with incorporation or reduction of molecular oxygen, reduced flavin or flavoprotein as one donor, and incorporation of one atom of oxygen; steroid 17-alpha-monooxygenase activity.